AUGUAUGCACGCUCAAGGCAAGCAUUUGUGGCAGUGUUCGUGCGCGGCUCGUGGACUUGGGCUUGGAUUAUGGUCGUCUUUAGUUGUGUUCAGAUAUAAGCGAUGUCUGUGUCUGUGCUGUGCGUGUUCGUGACGGCUGUGUUCGCGCUACAGCAAGCCGAGUGUCUCAAAAGGACGUAUUAUAUAGCUAUAAGAGAGGUAAACUGGGAUUACGCGCCGAGCGGCAGAAACCUUAUCACUAACCGAAGCAUUGAGCAAGAUGAACAUGCAUCGUUGUUUCUGUCAAAAGGCAAGACCCGGAUAGGGAGUCUUUACAAGAAAGCUUUGUACAGACAGUACACAGAUGGCUCUUAUUCCGAGGAAAUAGCUAAACCUGCCUGGCUUGGCUUCCUUGGUCCCAUUAUAAGAGCUGAGGUCGGAGAUGUCAUAGAAGUGCACUUGAAGAACUUUGCAAACAGGACUUAUUCUCUCCACCCUCACGGAGUCUUCUAUGACAAGAAUUCAGAAGGAGCGUUGUAUCCGGAUGGCACGACUGGUGGUGAUAAGAGAGAUGAUGAAGUGGCUCCAGGUGAGAGCUACACAUACACCUGGCAGGUCAAACCAGAGUACGCUCCUACUGAAGCAGAUGCUCCCUGUCUCACCUGGAUUUACCAUUCACAUGUUGAUUCACCAAAAGACAUUGCAUCAGGGCUGAUAGGACCACUGCUCAUCUGCAAACAAGGCUCUUUGGACAAGCGCUCUGAUGUGGAGAAAGAUUUCAUUUUGAUGUUCAGUGUGGUGGAUGAGAACUUGAGCUGGUACUUGGAGGACAAUAUAGAUACAUGCUCUGAUUCAGUUUCAACAAAAAAACUUGAGGACGAUUUAGACGAGGACUUCAGACAGUCCAACCUCAUGCACUCAAUCAAUGGCUAUGUUUAUGGUAAUUUGCCUGAGCUGAAAGUGUGUGUCGGACGUCCCGUGUCUUGGCAUCUCUUCAGCAUUGGCAAUGAGGUGGACAUUCAUUCAGCUUAUUUCCAUGGACACACCGUCCUGGAUCGCAUGCACCGCACAGACGUGCUUAGUCUGUUUCCAGGCACUUUUGUCACCGCAACAAUGAUCCCCAGAACAGAAGGAAAAUGGUUGUUAAGCUGCCAAGUCAACGAACAUGUACAAGCAGGUAUGCAGAGUUUCUAUGAAGUCUCGGCCUGUGGCUCCUCAGUCUCUCCAACAGAGGGCCCUGGCCAAGAGAGACAUUUCUACAUCGCUGCUGAGGAGAUGGAGUGGGACUACGCCCCUUCAGGGAUGAACUAUAUGACAAAUAAAUCACUCACUGAAAAAGAGAGUGACUCUCAAUCGUAUUUCAGUCGUGAUGGUGGUAAGCUGGGUGGAAAAUACCUAAAGGCCAGAUACAUUUCAUACACUGACAGCACAUUUACUACCAAAACACAUAUUGCUGGCUCGGAUGAGCAUCUUGGAAUUCUGGGUCCUGUGAUCAGAGCAGAGGCUGGUGAUAUCAUCAUAGUGACGUUUCUUAACAAAGCUAAACGUGACUACAGCAUUCAGCCACACGGUCUGCAUUAUGAGAAGAUCUAUGAAGGAGCAAUGUAUAAGGAUGGUACUCAGAAAGCUGGAGCCUCUGUGGCUCCUGGUAAAAAGUUCACCUACCGUUGGAAAGUAUUGGAAGGUCCCUCCAGCAGUGAUCCUUCUUGUCUUUCAUACCUCUACUAUUCUGCUGUUGAUCCUGUUCGGGACACUAACUCUGGUUUAUUUGGGCCCAUACAAGUAUGCAAGAAAGGUGCUCUUGAUGGAAGUGGCCAUCAGUAUGCCAACAAAAUUCAGCAUGAGUUUUUUCUCCUGUUCUCUGUGAUGGAUGAGAAUGAAAGCUGGUAUCUGCAAGACAACAUUAAAAAGUUCGGCAGUGGUGAUUCAAAUCCAAAUAAUAUAGAGUUUCAGGAAAGCAAUAAGAUGCACGCGGUGAAUGGCUUCAUGUAUGGAAACCUGCCUGCUCUGGAGUUGUGUAACGGAGAACAUGUUAUGUGGCACAUACUUGGCUUGGGCUCUGAGGUGGAUAUCCAUGGGGUGUAUUUCGAGGGUAACACUUUUCAACGAGACGGGAUGAACCGUGACACUCUCAAUGUCUUCCCGCAUACAGCAGUGACUGUUUAUAUGACACCUGACAAUAAUGGCCAGUUUGAGCUGAGCUGUCUUACGGGUGAACACUACCAAGCUGGCAUGCGUCAACAUUAUGAAGUCAAGUCCUGUUCAGCAGUGACUCCUGCAGCAGAAGAUUUCCCCUCCACAGUGCAGUACUUCAUAGCAGCAGAGGAGGUCGAGUGGAAUUAUGCUCCAGACCGCACAUGGGAACUGGAGAAACACAAAACUACAAUGAGGCACAGCCCUGGAGAAAUCUAUCUUGAACAUUCAGGAAAUAGGAUUGGUGCAAAAUAUAAGAAGGUGGUGUUUCGGGAAUAUUUAGAUAAAACAUUCACUGAAAAGAAACCCAGACGUCCAGAUGAGGAGCACUUGGAAAUAAUGGGACCCAUCAUUCGAGCUGAGGUUGGUGAGAGGAUUCAAGUUGUGUUUAAAAACAAAGCCAGCAGGCCAUAUUCUGUUCAUGCCCAUGGAGUGAAGACCAGUAAAACCCAUCAGAACGGUGUUCAGCCAGGUGACACGAUGACAUACAGCUGGACCAUUCCAAAGCGAUCCGGUCCAGGUCCCAGUGAUCCUAACUGUAUAACGUAUGCCUACUACUCAUCUGUCAGCGUGGUUGAGGACUUGAUGAGCGGUUUGGUGGGUCCACUGAUAGUGUGCCGGAAAGGCACCCUGAACACUGACAGACGUAGGACAGACAUCGAUAAAGAGUUUGCCCUACUUUUCAUGAUUUUCAGUGAAAAUGAGUCCCACUACCUGGAUGAAAACAUAAAAACCUACCUCAACAAAGACCCUGAACAUUUUCCAGAAAAAUAUGAUGGGGACUUUAUGGAGAGCAACAAAAUGCAUGGUAUUAAUGGAAAGAUGUAUGCUAACCUCCAUGGGUUGAAUAUGACAGAGAAAGACAGGAUCGAGUGGUAUAUGAUAGGACUGGGGAAUGAAGUCGACAUGCACACUGUGCAUUUCCAUGCUCAGAGCUUCAUUUACAAAACGGAUCGUCCUCAUCGUGCUGAUGUAUUCGACCUGUUCCCAGGAACAUUUCAGACCAUAGAGAUGACUGCAGAAAGUCCUGGACAGUGGCUGCUCCACUGCCAUGUGUCCGACCACAUCCAUGCGGGGAUGGAGACGCUUUUCACUGUUCAUCCUAGAGGUAGAGCUGGGGGAAAUCCAGACAGAGCCUUCAGUCAUUUUCUGUCUACUCCGAUGUUGUGUCUCCUUGGAGUGGUCCUGUCACACUUCAUAGCACACUGAAACAAGAUCGAAGUGACCAUGGGUCAAUAGAGCUGAUAAUUACUGCUGUGACACUGAUUCUCACUACUUAGUGACCUCAUCUAGUAUAUUCACUGUUCUGCUGUUGAGGGAUACAUAAUAUAAAUAUUAGUCAGUCCAUUUUGAUUUAACAUGCAUGUAAUGAUCAAUGAGUCAAUAGAAUCGCAGCCUGAAGAACAAUGUACUUUACUCCCCAACACUGCAUGUUUAUCUGACUGGAAGCACUGAAGAGAGCAAUGAAAGACUACAUAUUAUUUUUUCUUUAUCUUUUGCUGAAAUGUAAGCAUGACACAAUGCACCAUAAACACAAUGCAUCAGCUGUACUUAAAGUAGAAUUAUACUGUGUCACAUACUUUUAAUUCCCAUGAAUGCAUUAACACUAGUGAUGACACAGCUGCAUCUGUUUAGUAGCAACAGUGUACGAGUAAGUUAAUUAAUGAGUGUGUGUGUGUUACUUUCUUACUCGGUAUGUGUUUUGUAUGUAUGGUUACACAGAUGAACUGGUUUGUAAUUGUUCAGGUUUUUUAAUUUAUUUUUGUUGUUUUGUUUUUGUGUGUGUGAUUGAAGAUUGCUGUGUGACAUUUCUAUUUCUGAUGUGGACUGUUUGUAAUCUAAGUGGAUGACUGUUUUUCUGAUGAACGUUGGCUGAUGUACUGCUACUGAAUUCCAAAUUAUAAAUUGGAAAUGUGGAAAUGUGUUUGGGCAUUCAGUGAAUAUACAUGUGUGUGUGAUAACUUCAUGAUAGUGUGUUGUGUUAGUGUAAGUGAAGUAUUAUUUAAACCCUACAGCAUCUCCUAAUCCUGACCAUUGCACACAGUCGUUCAAGCACAGGCCAAAGCUGUUUCUCCCACAGCUGGCCUUCAGUGUGUAAGAAGAAUCAGUUAAGCAGAAGUGAAAGAAUGAUCGGGAAUUGAAAGUAAUUGGGAACAGGAAAGAGGGAACUGUAUUGAUUGAUGCUGGGAUGUUGUGCUUGAAAUAAAACAUUAAAAUGGUAGAUAAACACCAA
This is a messenger RNA of Carassius gibelio (silver crucian carp), 4405 nucleotides long. It is a transcript of the gene hephl1a, whose product is annotated as hephaestin-like 1a. Bases 103 to 3381 code for a protein of 1092 amino acids. Gene Ontology annotation, molecular function: copper ion binding; oxidoreductase activity. The transcript has 20 exons. NCBI's taxonomy places the organism in Eukaryota, Metazoa, Chordata, Actinopteri, Cypriniformes, Cyprinidae. Gene Ontology annotation, biological process: iron ion transport. The record is from RefSeq and is a predicted model, not a curated record. Gene Ontology annotation, cellular component: plasma membrane.